Molecule: messenger RNA, 2773 nt
Organism: Prorocentrum cordatum
Lineage: Eukaryota; Dinophyceae; Prorocentrales; Prorocentraceae
Source: the annotation of a GenBank genome assembly
GUGCAGAGGGGGGCAGGGAUGCGGGAACGCCAGGACCUCAGAUGUGCGAACGCGUGACGUCCUGCCUCAGGGCGUCACCGGGCCUCAUCAUCAAGCCCCCUGCAGAAGAGUAGCGAAGGGAAUGUGAACGAGGAGGCGGUAGCCGAGUCAGGCUCAAAGGAUGUCUCCGCGCCCCAGGCCAGUCCGAGCUCUCAGGCAUAGAAACGAAAGAUGGAUGUCGCGCGUGGGCGCGCAGCGACUCCACCGCGGCCUAGACCGCUCCCUGCGGCUGCUGCUGCUGUGCCUCUGGUGCGGCCGCUCGUCCGAUGGCUGGUCCAUGCCCGCCCGGGAGGUCCCCUUCGGCCUGCGGCCCGCGCUGGCCUCGGCACCCUGCAGCAUCGACCGCCAGCCGGGCCUCACCUGGGAGAUGCUGAGGGCGGAUUACAUCUGGAGGGUGGAAGAGCGGUGUGUGAGCAUAAGCUUGUGGAGGACGAUCAAUGGAGAGGAGCGGCCAGUGAUCUUCGGCACGCCCUGGAGCGGCCGCCGCUGGGCCGGGGAGGAGGAAGCCCUGGCGCUGGGCGCUUGCCGGACCGCGCUCUCGCAGCGGCGCGUUCGCGGGGAGUUUACCGACGCCCCCGUGUUGGUGCACGACUUGUCGGGGCUGGCCCAGGUGGGCCCGCGAAUCAGCACCUUGGGCGUUGCGCUGGACAACUUCGCGCGCGGGGUGCACAACUACUCCGCGGACGGCGGCGCGGUGGGCCAGCUCUUCGACCAGGAGCUGGCGGGGCUACCGGGCCUGCUGGACGGCUGCGGGCCGCUCCCGUCGAUCGAGAGGGUGGCGCCCCCAGAUGCGGCGGGUAGCCGAGGAGCAACGCAGGUGCAAGAGGUAGGAGUCGGCGCCACGGGCACUGGCAUCCCCUGGCACUGGCACCAGGCGGUCUUCGCAAACACGCUGGUGUUCGGCGUCAAGAGAUGGUUCGUUUGGACGGACACGACACGCCUGCCCCCCGGGGGCGCCAACCCAGGGCAGACGCCAGCCCAGUGGCUGCGGGACGUGCACCCGACCAUUUCGCCUUCUGAUCGUGCCUUUUUGCAGGAGUGCAACAUACAAGCAGGGGAGUCAGUGUUCGUGCCUGAGGGCAUGUACCACCAGACCCUCAACAUCCGUGCAACCGUUUUUAUGACCACCGUGUUGCAAGGCGGUCAGGCCCGCAAGACUUGGGAGCGCACAGUUGGGAGACGUGGUAAGAUGGCUGCAGCUGAGACGUGCUCGCGAGGUGCUGGCGGGUGGGUGCAGGAGUUGUCGGCCAACUGCGCCAGGGCCAGCACACUCUUCCCGCAUGAGCCAGAGUUCAGGGCACAUCACGGCUUGGCCCUGUGGCUUCAGAGCCCACCCGACAGGGAGGCCGCGCUGGAGCAGUUCAGGGCCGCAGCCGAACUGAGUAACAGUUCGCAGGUGUAUUCGUAUUUGGCCGCAGUGUCGCUGGACGUGGGCAGUGAUGCUGAAGCGUUGGAGGCUGCACGGCGGGCCAUGCAGCUAAGCGGCAUCGACAUGCGUGCCUGCAAUUUGGCGGGGCAGGCGCUGCAGGCCCUGGGGCGCGCGGCGGAGGCGCAACAGAUGCUGGAGGAGUGCGUCUCCCGCAGCGAUCGCGUGCUCUCCCUCCCAGAAGCGAGCGGUUCUCUCGUGUACCGUGCGCACUUCGAGCGCACAGCUGCCAGAUUCGCUAUGGAAUACACGGCGUCAACGACCUCGACCAGAGCUCGGAGUGUUGGUGAUGAUGGCGUUGCAGUCGUUGAUGAUGGGCAGACCGAGGUGCAGCUGAGAAGUUGGCUGUCACGCCCAGUGGAGGGCUCUCCGACAACACCUCGAGGGACCCUCUUCCGCUCUCUUCUCGCAAAGCCCAGCCGCAGGUCCACAGUCGCGAUGUUCGAUGUGCAGCUGCUGGGCGCUGUGGAGCAGCAAGUACGGGAGCGGCACCGUGAGCUGCUCUUGGAUUGGGCCGCCGGCCGUGGUUUUGUGCCAGAUGGAGGCCCCGCUGCCCAUGACACAGAGCGACCAGCUUAUAGACUCGCCGAAGAGCUGGUGCCGGCUCACCGGAAGAAGGGCCGAUGGGAUUGGGUCUGGGAGCGGUACCCGGCAUGUGUUGAUGUGCUCGAAGGCGGAUGCCGGGCAUGCUUGGCAAUCUCUUGCGGCUGGUGCGAGGACGGCGCACAUUGCGUCCCCGACCAGCCAGCUGCUUGUCGGUCAGGUGAUGACCCCUUCAGCCGCACCAGCGCGCGGCACCUCGGCACGAGUAUUUCGUCUGCUUGUUCUACAUAGGCUCAGGCUGCGCGCACCUCGUGCAGGGCGAGUCGAGCCCACGAGCAUGACGUGUGCAGACAGCUACGUCUACGUCCAGGCGCAUGCGAAGCGCAGGGGCUGUCUCGGCCCACUUGGACGACGGGGAGCAGGCGAAGGCGGGCAAUGUGCCCUGCGAUCCCAGAUUUGCCCCCGGGGGCGCGCUUUAUUUCAUGUUCUUGCCCCUGUGUUAAAACAAUCUAGGGACACCCAUCCUGUCUCUGGACCCCUUUGUUCUACGCCUCCCAAAAGGAGGAGGCCUCUAUCUGUGUCUGCGGGCACACGAUGAGCGAGUGGGCGAUGAAGCGAAGAGGUUCAGCGCGUCGCCUCUGCUCCCACCGCUGCCCACCUCUGGCCACACAGCGGCGAGCCCAGCCCCUGCCGCCCGGGGCGCUCCGAGGCCCCCAGCGCCGCUCGUGGGUGCAGGCCCCCCGCCAGCCCCCACGCCAAGAGAGG